ACUCAUUCUACGCCCAAUCCUCUCCUCUGCAUCGUCGCCUCGUUUUAACUUUCCACCAUCAUCAUCAGCCUCAUUGGUAGCAAGCAGCUGCUGAUCAUUUCUUGAGGCUCACCCAAAUUUACCGCUCCAGCUCAAACACGCCCGACUGCCACAUCCACCUCUACCACUUUGCCUUUCCGCUUCAUCCACUGCACCGCACCGCACCUUGCGCUGCGCCUGCACAAGCGAUGCCUUCGAAGACCAAGUCAUCGAAGGCCAAGAAGAGCCAGGGAAGCCAGCCCCAGACGUCUGUAUCUGGGAUGACGCUGCAGUCCCUCCAGCAGAGAUUCCAAUCCAAGGGAACUUUGGGUGACACUCGUGAGGAGAGGAGAAGAGCAUGGCUCUACCUCUUGGCAGUCGACUAUCAACCUGCGGCAGUCUUCCCUGCAGACUCGAGCUCCUUUGAAGACAUCGGCACCACCUCCUCUGCUCGAGGAUCGGCAAGUAGCAGCAGCAGCCGCCAUUCUUCACCUCCCCUCGGUUCGGAUUCCAACGAAACCUCUCUCGAAGACCUCAACACUCCUUCAGGCAAUGGGUCAAUGAGUGGCAGCUUGCUGCAGAGCCAAUCGCUCGGAAGCAUUCCUUUAGACCGGGAUGGGUGGCAGACUGGAUUCGACUCGGCGCUCCUCCAGAGUGGUGAGAGCCAAAGCUGGACCGAUGGAAAGCCUCCGGUAGACGAAUGGCAAGUGGCAGAGAACAAGCGAACCAGACGAAGGAAGGCAGUCCAGGAGCAAGAGACUAGCACCGCGGCAGGGCAGCUCAGUCCGGACGAUAGCGGCAUCUUUGGCUCGGUCAUCGAUCUGGGCAAGGACACACCCGGCCGAGCUCGAAAUGGUGGACCUCGUUCCGACGGUACCUCGUCGCGUGACUCGUCGGGGGCCUCGACGGCCGCCUCUCGAUCGGCUUCGAGUGCUCCUACGACGCGUUCUGCUGCAUCCUCCAGCAUUGCGUUUGCACCUCUGUCAGUGGACGAUGAUCUCCCUGCAAAGGUUAAGAAGGCGGAGAAGCGGAAGCAGCAGAAGAAGCAGAAGAAGCAGAAGAAGCAGAAGAAGCAGGCAUCAGCGACUGUAGAUUCAAUUAAGCACGGUGACAGUGCAAGUCAAGCAGCAGCCAGUCGAGAGAGCGGGGAGGCCACUGCACCCUACAAGCUCCCCGCUCGCUUUAGCGAAGAGCUCGCCGCGCAUCGAGAUGAGCGACAGGUAGAGUUGGACAUCCUACGGAGCUUCGUCGGUCCGAUUUCAGCACCUGGAGGUGCGCUGCAGAAUUCCUCAACUCGCCAAUGCAGGCGGGAACAGCUACAAGACCUGGUGGUGGGAGUGCUGAGGCGCCAUCCCAGUCUCAAUUACUACCAGGGCUACCACGAUGUCAUCUCUACCUUGCUCCUCGUCCUAUCGCCUCGCCACCCAACGGCUACAAGCAGCGACAGUGGCGCCUGGGCAUCAAAAGCAGACUUCCACCUUGUCCUCGAGGCAAGCGAGCGCUUCAGUGUGUUCUUCCUCCGAGACUUCAUGACAAAGGGAAUCGACCCCUGCAUGGGUUGGCUUAAAGUCUUGCGCAAUCUCCUCCGUCAGGCGGACCCAGCUUUCUCCAAGUCGGUCAUUGAGCAAGCCUCACCAUUGCCCUUCUUUGCCCUCUCCUGGCUUAUCACGCUCCUCUCACACGACUUGGAGCUAGGGGCAACCGCCUCGAGCAAAGUCUUUGACUCUAUCCUCCUCAGUGGUCCCGAGACGAUCUUGUGGAUCAUUGCAGCUCUGCUGCUGGAAAGUCGAGAGGAGCUAAUGAAUGGUGACGCGAUACAGGAAGAGGAGUACGGAGACCCGGCUCUGCUGCACCACACGCUGUCUAAGCUGCCCAAGCAGCUGACAGAGGGCAAGUCUAGCAUUGACGCCAUCAUCGUCCGAGCGAAGAAGUUGCGCAAGAGCGUAGGCGGCACAAGUAGAGCGCGGCAGGGAGUCAUGGGCUCGCACUCGGUCCUAAGCACCUGGUCACCGCUCUCCACCCCUCCUCAAGACUCGGCAAGUGCUGCUGCCACUGCCGCCGCCACUAUCACAGCCACAACGGACUGGAGCUCUGCUUAUACUCAAGCGGAAGAGUACCUCUCCUCCUCCUCAGACGCCCUGCAGCAGAUCGUCAUCGACCCCACUCCCUCUCCUCCCGCUGAAGAUGAGGCCGACUUCGACUUCACAUCCGAGAAGAAGAGUCGACGCCACCGCUCUCACUCCAGUGAUGGCAAGAAGUCCAGCAGUAGUGCCAGCAGCAGUGCCGUCACCACAAGCGCCGCGGUCCUCGUAAGCGUCGUCGUCGUCGCUGGCGCGGCCCUCUUCUUGGGUUCCCACGCGGUGGAUCGACAGCAGAAGAGUAAGCUGGCACACGAUUUGAGCGAUCUGGGAAAAGGAUUGGUAGGGCUGGCCUUUUGUGCUGCUGGGGCUUGCCAGUGAGGAGCAAAGAGGCACAAGCACGGGCACUAGCAGGUAUGAGCAGGAGAAGUCGGAGCGCAACCAGAGGCUGAAGCUGGCGAUAGCUCUCUUCCGUCUUCUGGAUGCUGUCUCGAGAUGUCUCUUACGACCAGUGCAUGCUAGCAGAACCCUCCCUUUGCCUCGCACGUUCCGUCAAAUUUGUAGCCCUCCCCGCGUUCUCCCUCUCCCUUCUCUCUCCCUUUCCUCGUCUCGCUACAUCCCCCUUAGCAUGUCUUCUUUCCUUCCCAUACCAUGUCUUCUUCCUUCCCAUACCAUGUCUUCUUCCUUCCCAUACCAUGUCUUCUUUCUUCCCAUGUACUACUGCUCAUCUUUUCCUCGCGCAAUCUAUGAUACCAUGCACGUCC
This is a messenger RNA of Microstroma glucosiphilum, 2860 nucleotides long. RefSeq lists its product as hypothetical. Bases 228 to 2477 code for a protein of 749 amino acids. Gene Ontology annotation, biological process: positive regulation of GTPase activity; endoplasmic reticulum to Golgi vesicle-mediated transport. Gene Ontology annotation, cellular component: endoplasmic reticulum membrane. Gene Ontology annotation, molecular function: GTPase activator activity. The transcript is spliced from 2 exons. The record is from RefSeq and is a predicted model, not a curated record. Lineage: Eukaryota; Fungi; Basidiomycota; Exobasidiomycetes; Microstromatales; Microstromataceae.